UAUUAGUACUAAAAACUGAUAUUUAGCUUGUUCAUUACGUUCAUGUUUUACAGGACUCUGUUAUUUAUUUGUUAUAUUUUGCUUUGAUUUUUUUAAUUACCCUUAAAACGAGGCACAAGUAUCUGUAACAAAGCAAUAUUAACACAAAUAAUUUAAGCAUUUUAAUUUACACAAACAAGUUGCAUGAGGGAUUAUUACUUCCUGUUUGCAGUGGUGAUUGACAAGACAGAUUACAGAUGGUCUGUAGAGAGUAGGGGACAGGUGGAAGAGAGUCAGGAGAGGUGGAAGGAUGCUCUGGAGAGAAGAGGGACGAAAGUCAGAUGAAACACUGAAGACUGGAUCCAUUGAAAGUGAAGAAAUCUAAAUACCUGAAGCAAGAGAGGCAAAGCACCGAGUGCAGCAGGGUGGAGUUGUUUGAGAUGAAUGAGGCGUUUAUUAGCCCCUCAAGAAUGAGCAGGUGGGGGGACCGGCUGAAGAAGAUUGAGCAGCUUGCUCAGUCAUUCCAGCAGCAUCCCCUGACGACGCGCUACAAGCCUCGCCUUUGGCCAUGCCAGCCCUCCUCUGUCUGGAAGCUCUUUCCUCGUCAAAACAUGGCCAUCAGUUUCACUCAAAGCUGCAAAGAGGCUGUGCACGUUUUUGCUCUUGAAAAAGAAAAGGCGUCGCUGGGCCAAAGGAUCUACCUGGUUACCAGCUACAGCGAGCUGUGGCAUUACUACAGAACUUAUCCUCAGUCCUUAAUGCACUGUUAUGAGGUGAUCCCAGAGGGGGCUGUGUGUAAGAUUUACUUUGACUUGGAGUUUCACAAACCUUCAAACAGAGGAUCUGAUGGGAAGUCUAUGGUGUCUUUGCUUAUUCAGUAUGUUUGUGACAAGUUGAUGGAAGUCUAUGGGAUUAAAUGUUCGGCAAAAAAUAUCCUCAACCUUGACUCCAGCACAGAGGAGAAGUUCAGUCGACAUCUCAUCUUCAUCCUGCAGAACGCUGCUUUCAAAGACAACAUUCAUGUUGGUAAGUUCAUCCACGCUAUUCUCCAACCAGUCAUCAAUAAAAUCAAAAGUGACAGCGAUCUAGAAAAAGAGAACAGUUCACCCACAGAAAACAAUGAAAAUAGAGAAGCAGUUGUCUCUGAGAUGACCCCAGAGAUGAAGAGGUUUAAGAGGGAAGAGAGAGACCUCAGCUUCCUUCUGGUGAAAAACAAAGAUGGACAGAACUGUCUUUUUGUUGAUCUCGGUGUCUACACCAAGAACAGAAAUUUCCGGCUGUACAAGUCGUCCAAAGCGGGGAGGAAUGCUGCGUUCACUGUCGCAGAAGACAAUGAGUUCGUUCCCGAACCGGCAAGGAGAGUUUCUGCGGAGGAGAGUGUUUUCCUGGCAUCUUUAGUGUGUAAUGUCAGUUUUACAGGUCAGAGGAUUCUCACAUGGGACGCCCCAGAGGUAAACCGACCUCAGACUGCAGCCCCGCAGUGUCAGCAGGGAUCAGCUUCAAAUCCAGACACGGUCUCUGGCUGUCAACUCUCUCCAUAUCAAGAAGUGGACAACUUUGUGUUAACUUUGGUCAGAAAGGAUGGGAUUCAAGGAAACAUCAGAAGGUGGAGCUACUUUGCUGCAGAGCAACUUCUCGUCUACGACAUCAACAAAUACCGCUGGUGUGAGAACGUGGGCAGGUUCCACAAGAGCAACAACAUCAUGAUCAUUGUGGAUUUUAAGGAGGAGGUUUGGUACCAGAAGUGUCAUGACCCGGACUGCAGAAACUUUAGGUCCUCGAGUUAUCCACUUCCAMGAGAGAUCUGUGUCAGCUACAUCCUGAGUCUGGAUGAGGAAGAUCAGGCGUACGUGAUGGACGAAACGGGCAACUUUGAACCCAGCCAGACUCGGAACAACAGCGAGCGUCCGGCGGAGGAGGCGACUCCUGGUGCGUGGGGAGAUGAGCGGGACGAUCAGGCGUAUUUAGAGAGCCUGAACGAGUUUGAAGAAAACAGCGGGGAGAUCUCGGACCAGCUUCUGCUCACGUGCGUGGACGACGGCUGUUCCCAGUAGAGGAGUGGGCGACCUUUCUGUGUAGCAACAAAACGACUGGAAGCCACUUCCCGAUGUCUCCUGUGUGCAGCCAUCCAUCCUUGUCGAUCGCUUCUGCGGUUCUUUCAGGAUCUUUCAAGUAUCCCUUGAAUACAUUUGCCCCUUUGACACAAACCUAGAGUAAAACAUGUGACUGAUUAAAAAGUCAGGACCUAGUGAUUGUUUCUGAAGGGAAACCAGAGCUCACCAUAUUCACUUUUUAUUUUUUGUUGAUUUUUGUUUACUUAACUCAUUCUGUUGUUGCUUUUAUUCAAAUUACUAGUAUAUAAAAAUAAAAUAUAUAAAUACAGACACCUUGAGAAGUUUAAAACCUAUUGUAAUUUUGAGGCAAUUACAUUUUGUAUAUAUAUAUUUUAUUAAAAGGAUGACAUUACAUUUACGUUCUAUGUUCACUGUUGUUCUUUUGGCUGCUCCCUUCGUCAGGGUUUGUCUCUGAGUUCAAACCUGCAGCUUCUUGUUUUAUGUGCACUUGUAUAAAAGCUUAGCUUUAAUUAAAAACUAUGUCCUAAUGUGACGUUUUAUUUUUUUCCAUUAGGUUCUUUUUAAUCUUACAUUUUUUGUCAACUGUAUUUAAAGAAAAUUACAAAAUAAAGAUAUAAUGGUCUGUUUU
Messenger RNA from Austrofundulus limnaeus, 2682 nucleotides. It is a transcript of the gene primpol, whose product is annotated as primase and polymerase (DNA-directed). Gene Ontology annotation, biological process: error-prone translesion synthesis; response to UV; mitochondrial DNA replication. The coding region runs from base 420 to 2033 and encodes 537 amino acids. The transcript is spliced from 15 exons. Gene Ontology annotation, cellular component: mitochondrial matrix; nucleus. The record is from RefSeq and is a predicted model, not a curated record. Gene Ontology annotation, molecular function: chromatin binding; DNA-directed DNA polymerase activity. Lineage: Eukaryota; Metazoa; Chordata; Actinopteri; Cyprinodontiformes; Rivulidae.